Volvox carteri f. nagariensis is the source of this 1144-nucleotide messenger RNA. RefSeq lists its product as uncharacterized. The coding region runs from base 32 to 988 and encodes 318 amino acids. Gene Ontology annotation, cellular component: nucleus; cytosol. The record is from RefSeq and is a predicted model, not a curated record. NCBI's taxonomy places the organism in Eukaryota, Viridiplantae, Chlorophyta, Chlorophyceae, Chlamydomonadales, Volvocaceae. Gene Ontology annotation, molecular function: ribosome binding; protein kinase C binding; translation regulator activity. The transcript is spliced from 5 exons. Gene Ontology annotation, biological process: rescue of stalled cytosolic ribosome; positive regulation of protein phosphorylation.
AGCUUAGCAGUUGUGAAGGUAAAUAGUUGCAAUGGCCGAGACUCUGACCCUGCGCGCUACCCUGAAGGGCCACACCAACUGGGUGACGGCCAUCGCCACGCCUCUGGACCCCUCGUCCAACACGCUUCUGUCGGCCUCUCGCGACAAGACCGUGCUUGUGUGGGAGCUGGAGCGCUCUGAGUCGAACUAUGGCUACGCGAAGAAGGCUCUGCGUGGGCACAGCCACUUCGUUCAGGACGUUGUUAUCUCGUCUGACGGUCAGUUCUGCCUGACCGGCUCGUGGGAUGGCACCCUCCGCCUGUGGGAUCUCAACACCGGUACCACCACUCGCCGGUUCGUCGGCCACACCAAGGAUGUCCUGUCCGUGGCCUUCUCGGCGGAUAACCGCCAGAUUGUGUCGGGUGCCCGUGACAAGACCAUCAAGCUCUGGAACACCCUGGGCGAGUGCAAGUACACGAUUGGCGAGCCAGAGGGCCACACGGAGUGGGUCUCUUGCGUGCGCUUCUCGCCUACGACCGUCAACCCUAUCAUUGUAUCCGGUGGUUGGGACAAGAUGGUUAAGGUGUGGAACCUGACCAACUGCAAGCUGAAGAACAACCUGGUCGGCCACACGGGCUACGUCAACACCGUGACCGUUUCCCCCGAUGGCUCGCUGUGCGCGUCUGGCGGCAAGGACGGCGUUGCCAUGCUGUGGGACCUGGCUGAGGGCAAGCGCCUUUACAGCCUGGAUGCUGGCGAUGUUAUCCACUGCCUGUGCUUCUCGCCAAACCGCUACUGGCUGUGCGCUGCCACCCAGUCGACCAUUAAAAUCUGGGACCUGGAGAGCAAGAGCGUCGUCGACGACCUCAAGGUGGAGUUCAACAUCACCAGCAAGAAAGCUCAGGUUCCCUACUGCGUGUCGCUGGCCUGGUCGGCUGAUGGCUCGACCCUGUACUCGGGCUACACCGACGGCCAGAUCCGUGUCUGGGCUGUGAGCCACUCGAUCUAAGCGGACGGUCCUGGCUGCCAGAGACGAAUGUAAACGUUUUGUACAGCCGCUUGUGCAGGGGGCGUUUGAGCUGCCGCUACAUGCCCUAAGCGUUGACAUUCGGCACUGUAACCCCUGGCUGGGUAUCUGUCUCGUAACUCUCCCAAUUGAGCAUGC